AUGGCCACUACCUACAAUGCCAUAGAAGACUACGGGCUCAUCGGGGACAUGCACACCUGUGCCCUUGUGAGCAAACAGGGCAGCAUGGAUUACAUGUGCUGGCCUGUCUUUGACUCUCCGAGCGUCUUCUGCCGCCUGCUAGACACCCAGAAAGGGGGCUACUUCAGCGUUUGCCCGCCUACAUCUACCCCCAAUAUCCUCAAUAAGCAGCGGUACCUGCCGUACUCCAAUAUGCUCGAGACCCGAUGGACCAACGAGGAUGGCGUGGUGACCAUGCUCGACUACUUCCCCGUGGCCCCCAAGAAGAGCGCCCAGUCGGCCAGGAUCCUGUCCGGGUAUUGUCCCUGCAACGAGCCCGGGGUCAACCGGUUCAAGUCCGGGCUGCGGCACUCCGGCGUGGUCAGGAAGCUGGACUGCAGCCGGGGCAAUAUGGACUUGCAAGUGGAGAUCUUCCCCGCGUUCAACUACGCCCGGGACGCCCACACCACCCGGUCCAAGCUCAACGACAAUCUGAGCAAGCAUCAACUCCAGACCGUUCACUUUGAGAGUGACACGGAGAAACUCCAACUGGAGAUCUUCGCCCAUUCCAAGCAGGUCGAGAGGGUGGGAUAUCCCCAGGUGAAGUUCAGCAUCGAGGACAAGCCAGGCAUGCAGGGCCGCGGCCUGGUCGCUUGGAUCAAACUGUCCCAGGGCCAGAGCAUGACCUUUGUCAUCCACAGCCCCGAGAAGAUCCUGCCCAGCGACGCCAUGAUGGAAGCCUACCUCGACAAACUGGAGGAGGAGACGUUCGACUACUGGACCGGGUGGACCCGCCAGUGCACCUUCCGCGCCCACGGGGCCAUCGUGGCGGCGCCCACCUUUUCCUUGCCGGAGAACGUGGGCGGCGGCCGCAACUGGGACUACCGGUACUCCUGGGUCCGGGACACGGCGUUCACGCUCUACGUCUUCCUCAAGAUGGGCUACAGCGAGGAGGCGGAGGCGUACGUGAACUUCAUCUUCGACCGGAUCUUCCCGCACGCGCAGCAGGAGGCCGGGCCGGGCUCGAAGCGGCCCUUCCUGCCGCUCAUGUUCACCAUCCGCGGCGAGUACGAGAUCCCCGAGGUGGAGCUGAGCCAUCUGGAAGGGUACAAGUGCAGCAAGCCCGUGCGCAUCGGCAACGCGGCCGUCUUCCACACGCAGCUGGACAUCUACGGCGAGCUGCUGGACAGCAUCUACCUGUACGACAAGCACGGCAACCCGAUCACCUACGACCAGUGGCUCGCCAUCCGGCGCAUGGUCAACUACGUGAUCGAGGUGCGCCACGAAAAGGACAUGUCCAUCUGGGAGUCCCGCGGCCAGAUCCAGAACUUCCUCUACUCCAAGAUCAUGCUCUGGGUGGCCCUGGACCGCGGCGUGCGCCUCUGCGAGAAGCGCUCCAGCCUGCCCUGCCCGGACCGCCUCAAAUGGAUCCAGAUCCGCGACGAGCUCUACGACGAGAUCAUGGAGCGCGGCUACAACUUUGACCGCGGCCACUUCACCCAGAGCUACGAGAGCCGCGACGUCCUCGACGCCGCCGUCAUGAUCGCCCCGCUCGUCUUCUUCUGCCCGCCCAACGACCCGCGCUUCGUCAGCACGCUGGAGAAAAUCCUCCAGAACCCCAAUGAGCAGGGCCUCUCCAGCGCAAAGAUGGUCUUUCGCUACGACCACGAGAAAGCUCGCGACGGCGUCGGCGGCCGCGAAGGCGCCUUCAUCAUGGUGACAUUCUGGCUCGUCGAAGCCAUGGCCCGCGCCGCAAAAUACAACGUCCCCAUCCCGAACCUCUGGAAACUCGCCCUCGCGCACUUUGACAAUAUCCUCUCCUACUCGAACCACCUGGGCAUGUUCUCCGAGGAGGUCGCCAUCUCCGGCGAGCAGAUGGGGAAUACCCCGCAGGCGUUUAGCCAUCUGGCCUGUAUCAGUGCGGCGCUCAAUCUUGAGAAGAUCGGUCGUGAUCAGGAUGAGCAAAAUUCUGCUUAG
Molecule: messenger RNA, 1995 nt
Organism: Aspergillus novofumigatus IBT 16806
Lineage: Eukaryota; Fungi; Ascomycota; Eurotiomycetes; Eurotiales; Aspergillaceae
Product: glycoside hydrolase family 15 protein
Exons: 4
Coding region: 1-1995 (664 amino acids)
Biological process (GO): carbohydrate metabolic process
Molecular function (GO): hydrolase activity, hydrolyzing O-glycosyl compounds
Source: RefSeq, a predicted model, not a curated record